AUGGCUGCAUACCGCUCCCUGGCACUGAUCAGCCUGUUGGGGCUGCUGGCAGCAGCGGGGGAGACGCGGGCUAUCCUGAUCAGUGCCGACUGCGCCCAGAGCCUGUAUCCGGCGCUGUCCAGCUGCCGUGCCGACACGGUGGCGGCGGCAGCCACCCUGCCGGGCUGCUGCUCCGGGCUGCAGGCGCUGGCGCAGGACUGCAUCAACCAGGCGCUCUUCUAUGUGGGGGACGACGCGCAGGCCGUCCAGAGCGGCUCCGACGAGCUCCAGCAGCUGUUUGGCGCCUGCGGCAUCGCCAGCGUGACCAUCACGCCCGUUGCCAACAUCACCGACCUGCCUGGGGACCUCAGCGGCGGCCCCCCUGUCGACACACCGCCCAUCAACACCCCGGACACCACCGUCACGGACACCACCGGCAACGGUGGCAGCCCGCCGCCGCCAGUGGACUGCGUCAGCGCUGCCGGGGGUGCCACCGACUCGUGCUCCGCUGAUGGGGACGUGGCGCCCGGCACGCUGUGCUGCACCAGCCUGGAGGCGCUGGGUGUGGACUGCCUGAACGACUACAGCGACGCGGUGGCGGCAGACGACGCGCAGGCUGCUGCACUGGCACAACUGCUGGAGGGCUGCGAAAUCGACCUGGCAGGCAUCAACAACAGCACCCUAAUCAGCUAA
Molecule: messenger RNA, 672 nt
Organism: Chlorella variabilis
Lineage: Eukaryota; Viridiplantae; Chlorophyta; Trebouxiophyceae; Chlorellales; Chlorellaceae
Exons: 4
Coding region: 1-672 (223 amino acids)
Source: RefSeq, a predicted model, not a curated record